Molecule: messenger RNA, 991 nt
Organism: Physeter macrocephalus (sperm whale)
Lineage: Eukaryota; Metazoa; Chordata; Mammalia; Artiodactyla; Physeteridae
Gene: DPCD
Product: deleted in primary ciliary dyskinesia homolog (mouse)
Exons: 5
Coding region: 45-671 (208 amino acids)
Source: RefSeq, a predicted model, not a curated record
GGUUGCCAUGGCAGCGGCCGGGCAAGCGGCUGGGCUGAGGGAAGAUGGCGGUGACGGGUUGGCUGGAGAGUCUGCGGGCGGCAGAGAAGACGGCGCUGCUGCAGGACGGGAGAAGGAAGGUGCACUAUUUGUUCCCAGAUGGGAAGGAAAUGGCCGAAGAAUAUGAUGAGAAGACAAGUGAACUACUUGUGAGGAAGUGGCGUGUGAAGAGUGCCCUGGGCGCCUUGGGCCAGUGGCAGAUUGAGGUGGGAGAGCCAGCACUCCCAGGAGCAGGGAGCCUGGGGCCUGAACUCAUCACGGAAAGCAAUGCCAAUCCCAUCUUCAUGCGCAAGGACACCAAGAUGAGUUUCCAGUGGCGAAUUCGAAACCUCCCGUACCCUAAGGAUGUCUACAGUGUCUGUGUGGACCAGAAGGAGCGCUGUGUUGUCGUCAGAACAACCAACAAAAAGUACUACAAGAAGUUCUCAAUACCUGACCUAGACAGGUAUCAGCUGCCUCUGGAUGAUUCCGUGCUGAGCUUUGCUCAUGCCAACUGCACCCUCGUCAUCUCCGUAAGAGUCAUUCAGACUUCUUGGCCACUAUGUCGGGGAAAGGCUCCUUCCCCUGCCCACUUCCCAUCCUACUGGAGUCCUCAGUUCCAGCCCCAGCUACUCCUGGGGUGUGCUUGCUAGAGAACAGGCCUGUCUGCCUCAGCAUGGCGUAAGCUGGUGAGGGCUCAGGAGGAGCCUGAUUUUAAAAUCAUAGCUGGAAGAGGACAGAGGGUGAUGGGGAGGGGUAGAAUCCACAGAACUGGGGAUCUAGAUGGUCCAAAGGCCUACCCCUACCCAGCCAUGUGACCUUGAGCAAAUCAUUCAACCUUGUAGGCCUCAAUUUCCUCAUUUUUGAAUAAAGGGGGUAGAAGGGGCAGAGAGAGAGACUGACUGUGUGUGUGUCUGUGUCUGUCUGUGUGUGUGUGUGUGUGUGGCGGGGGGGUGAUGUGACUGAAUCAUGU